UGACGUAUGAAAGUGCGUAGUAACGUUCGACAGUUUUCCCUCCUCGCCGACGCUAAGCUAGCCGUCUCUGUCGAUGUUUCUCUAAAGACACUUGUAUCGUGGAACGGGUUGGAUUGUGAAGCUUUAACGCUGUUGUGGGGAGGAAGAUAAAGACACCGAACGUCCAUAACAAGGCUGGUAAAGGUAGAAGACUUAUGCAGUCCUGCUAGCAGGGCAAGAUGUUCAACAAGUCGUUUGGUACUCCCUUCGGUGGAGGGACGGGAGGGUUUGGGAACUCGUCGACGUUUGGACAGCAGAACACAGGUUUUGGGACGACCGGAGGCUUUGGGACGUCUGCGUUUGGGACGACCAGCAACACCGGAGGACUGUUUGGUUCCACACAGAACAAACCUGGCGGUCUGUUCGGCUCCAGUACGUUCAGCCAGCCGGCGACGUCCUCUACCAGCACUGGCUUCGGUUUUGGCGCGGCGAGCGGCACGUCCACCAGCCUGUUUGGGAACACCGGGACGGGCACCAGCGGCGGACUCUUCUCCCAGCAGAACAAUGCCUUCGGUGCCAACAAACCCACGUCGUUUGGAAGCUUCGGGACGAGCACCAGCAGCGGCGGCCUGUUUGGUUCGACGAACACCGCCUCAAAUCCGUUCGGUGGAACAAACUCCCUCUUUGGAGGCUCGGGCUUUUCUGCUGCACAGCAGCCAGGGACAACCGUGAAAUUCAACCCUCCAACAGGAAGUGACACAAUGGUGAAAGCUGGUGUGACGACGAGCAUCAACACCAAGCACCAGUGCAUCACAGCCAUGAAGGAGUAUGAGAACAAAUCCCUGGAGGAGUUGAGACUGGAGGACUACCAGGCGGGCAGGAAGGGCCCAACCAACCAGAUGGCUGCACCGACUGGUGGCCUGUUUGGCACAGCCACAGCCACAUCCAGCGCCGCCACCGGCCUGUUUGGUUCCACAGCUCCCAACACCAGCUUCUCCUUCGGACAGAACAAGAGCACCUUCGGAGCGACAGCGACCGGUGGUUUUGGUGCCACCACAGGCGGUCUGUUUGGUCAGCAGACCCAGCAACCAGCCGGCAGCCUCUUCAAGCCGUUCGGUCAGACCACCACCACGCAGAACACCGGCUUCUCCUUCGGCAACACUAACACCAUGGGACAGGCCAACACCAGCAGCAUGGGUUUGUUUGGGAACACAGCAGCGUCCCAGUCGGGCGGGUUGUUUGGCGCCGCUCAGACCAGCACCGCCACCGGCUUUGGGACAGGCACUGGACUGUUUGGCCAGACCAACACCGGAUUUGGGAAUGUUGGCACACAGCAGAGUUUGUUCGGUAAUAAGACGGCCGGGUUCGGCACCACCACCACCAGCGCUCCGUCCUUCGGCACCGGCACCGGGCUGUUUGGCAACAAGCCGGCCCUCACACUGGGAACUGGAACCAACACCUCCACCUUCGGUUUUGGUGCAAACCCUGCUGGAGGGAGUCUGUUUGGGAACAAGCCGGCCACUGGAGGACUGGGGACCGGAUUGGGAACCAGCUUUGGAACAGCAGUGGGCACAGGACAAACGUCUCUGUUUGGGAAUAACCAGAACAAACUGGGCACAACACUGGGAACAAUGGGAACGUUUGGAGCGACUGCGUUCAACAGUGGAACCAGUAACCUGGGCUUCGGAGCUCCGCAGCAGCCCGUCGCGCUCACCGACCCGAACGCAGCGGCCGCUCAGCAGGCCAUGCUCCAGCAGCAGCUCAGCAUCCUGGCGUAUUCGCCGUACGGAGACUCGCCGCUGUUCAGAAACCCGCUGUCAGACCCCAAGAAGAAAGAGGAGCGUCUGAAACCGACCAAUCCGACGGCCCAGAAAGCUCUAACCACGCCCACCCACUACAAGCUGACCCCUCGACCUGCGACCAGGGUCCGCCCAAAGGCGCUGACAUCGUCCGGAUCCUCCAAGUCUCAGCUGUUCGACGGCCUCGACGAUGACGAGCCCUCGCUCACCAACGGAGCCUUCAUACCCAGGAAAAGCAUCAAGAAACUGGUGCUGAAGAACCUGAACAGUUCUCAGUACAACAGUCAGACAGAGACUGAAGCAGACGACCUCGCCUCACCUCCAGAGUAUCCACAGAACGGACACAGCCUCGUGGAGGAGGACGAGGAGCUGAGGGAGCUGGCGGGCCCCAGCGGCCGGGCCGACGACGACCCAGAGGUCACCCAGUUCUACGUCAACCCCAUCGCCAAGCCGAUCCCGCAGGGCCGUGCCCAGACCAGCCUGCAGGACACCAUCAGUGACCUCAACAUGCACAAACCGUCCAGGAACGGCCUGGAGCUGAGCAGCGAUGACGUGUCGGCCUCUCUGGGGGAGGAGUCUCUGCAGGAGGACCGAGAGGAGGAGCAGCAGGAGGCUCAACAGUGUCCUCACCCUGCAGGCAUCGUCCUGAAUCGUGUUGGUUACUACACCAUCCCCUCCAUGGAGGAUCUGGCUGAGACGGUGGACGAGAAUGGAGAGUGUGUGGUGGAGAACUUCACUGUCGGCAGGAAAGGCUACGGCUCCAUCUUCUUCCCCGGCGAGGUGAACGUGACGGGGCUGAACCUCGAUGAGAUUGUCCACUUCAGACGCAAGGAGGUCAUCGUGUACCCGGACGACAAAAACAAGCCGCCGGAGGGGGAGGGGCUUAACCGACGAGCGGAGGUGACUCUGGACGGCGUCUGGCCAAACGACAAGACGACCUGCACCCAGAUCAGGAGCCCCGAGCGCCUGACGGACAUGAACUACGAGGGUCGGCUGGAGAAAGCCUCGCGCAAACAGGGCGCCCGUUUCCUGGAGUACAGACCAGAGACCGGAUCCUGGGUGUUUGAGGUCGCCCAUUUCUCCAAAUAUGGCCUCCAGGACUCGGACGAGGAGGAGGACGUCCCGCCUAAAGUCGACCCCAAGAAACUGAAGACGAUGAUGCCGCUCCCUCCCUCCAGGCUGCAGCAGCAACUUCCCCCCUCCCAGCAGCAGGUGGCGCCACAGGCUCAGUCCACCGUCGUGGAUCUUCCCGGCGGCGUGGCGGAGCUGGACAGCGACAUGGCCGACAUCACCCAGAGUUUCCCGACAGAGAGCAUGCUGGGAGGAGAGGACGACGGCGACUUCCUGCCGGGGGACGUGGAUGCGACGGGCGGGAAGCUCGGAGGUCUGAUCUCCGCCGAGCACGACGGCAUCUCUGCCUCCAGCCACAUAGCGUCGACACUGGGGAUCAACCCGCACACCCUCCAGAUCAUGAAGGCGUCUCUGUUCGCGGAGGACGAGGAGGAGGGCGACAUGUUUCAGGAUCAGGGAGCGAUGAAGGUCUCCGCUGACGUCUCGUCUCCUCGCCUCGUCCUGCCGGGAGCUCAGGGCCGACCCUCCGUGGGAGGUCUCCUCCAGGCUCGUUUUACCUCCGGCCUCCUCUCUCAGCUCUCAGACUCUCCUCGUGCUCCUCUUCCUCCUCCUCCUCUGUCGCGAGCAUCUCCGGCGUCGUUCGAAACCCCCCGGCCGUUACACUGGGCGGGGCCCGGCCCCUCCUCCUUCCUGCUGCCCCCUCGAACUCCAGAGCCUUCGGUCAGGACAGUUGGCGUCCGGCGGCUCGGCGGGCCUGUCCCCCUCAAAGAGUCGGUCACUCUGGGGAAGGGAGGUCUGUUGAUGGACGCCGGGCUGUUUGUGGGUCGCUCCUUCAGGGUUGGGUGGGGUCCCAGCUGGACGCUGGCGCACUGCGGCCAACGGCUGAGUUCACUGCCCUCCAAACAGGUCGAACACCAAGAGCUGACGACUAAGACCGACUUCAGCUUCCUGCCAAAACCUGCCAGGAGCAAACCUCUGGUAGAAAGCCCCUAUAAGGUGGUGCUGGAGCAGCUGGUGGGUCUGGAACCUCCUGCAGCGAAGACCAUCGAGGAAGAGGAGGAGGAGAGCCAGGCGGUGCUGCAGCGCCCCCUGGAGAUCUGCCUGGAGCACAGCACCAUCAGCACCACAGACGCCUCUGCCUGCCCUCUGGUCCAACCGCAGCCCGGCGUCGAGGCGCUGCACAAAUACGCCACGUGGAUCAUGGAGCUGAACGACAAGCAGGGUGACGCAGACCCUUUGCUCGGAUACUGGUCUGAGGUCUGGACCCUGUGUGAGGCUCUGUGGGGUCGGCUGGGCCCCGCAGACCAGGAGCCAGACGUGGAGACGCCCAGUGACUACGAGCAGCAGUUGGAGCGGAGGCGGACCUUCUCGGCGUGGUUGUCCCGCGGCGCCACCUGUAGGGUGGAGGAGGAGGUGGCUCUGGCAGGGAAGGGUCGCCACACGGAGGCCAUCUUCAGCUACCUGACGGGCAACCGAAUCAGCGAGGCGUGUCGACUUGCACAGAAGGAAGGAGACCACCGUCUGUCCCUGCUGCUGUCCCAGGCCAUGGGUUCUCAGUACUGCCGGGACCUGCUGGCCCUCCAGCUCGCCGACUGGAACCGCAUGCAGACCGACUGCUACCUGCCAGAGGAACGACUGCGCAUCUUCACGCUGCUCGCAGGGAAACCGGUGUGGCAGUCGUCUGACUCCGUGGUGAACGUGUGCUCUCAGCUGGACUGGAAACGGUGCGUCGCCGUCCACCUCUGGUUCAUGUUGCCUCCGACUGCCUCGGUGGCCGAUGCCCUUGCCAAAUACGAAGCCGCCUUCCAGGGCUCCUGUGAGGGGGGGAAGUAUGCCUGUGCCCCCCUGCCUCCGUACCUGGAGGCGGAGCAGCCAGACAUGGAGGAGGAGGAGGAGGAGUCCAAACGGCCGCUGUACGACCUCUGCUUCCACCUGCUCAAACUCUACAGUGACAGACACUACAGCCUGCAGCAGCUGUUGGACCCUCUGACCGUCACCUGGGAGCGUCUGGAUUACCGUCUGAGCUGGCACCUGUGGGGCGUCCUGCAGGCGCUGCACUACAGCCACCUGAGCGCCUCGCGGCAGGGACUCCUCCACGCCAGCUACGCCGCUCAGCUGGAGAGCACCGGCCUCUGGCACAUGGCCGUCUUCAUCCUGCUGCACAUCCCUGACCACACUCAGCGGGAGCGAGCGGUCAGGGAGAUGUUGACGCUCCACUGCCCCCUGCAGGCUACGGACGACUCGGUCCGGAGGGAGCGCUUCCUGACCGAGAGGCUGCUGAUCCCGGAGCAGUGGAUCCACGAGGCCAAGGCCACCCGGGCCCGGCGAGACGGCGACAGACACCAGGAGGCCCUGCACCUGUACCGGGCCGGAUACUGGAGCCAGUGUCACCGGCUGCUGAUCCAACAUCUGGCCUCAGACUGCAUCAUCAACGACAACCACGACUACCUCCGGGAGUUCCUGGAGGGACUUGCGGCCCCUGACCGCAGCGCCACCAUCCAGGACUGGGACACGGCAGGGAGGGUUUACCUGGACUACAUCAGGGUCAUAAAGACUCUGCAGGACAUCCAGCAGAUGGAAAAUGCCGGUUACGAGCUGGAGCGUCUCUACACCGACGUGACGUCGCUCUGCAGCAGAAUCGAACUUCUGCCCUGCAGCACGGCCAGAGACCGCCUCGCCCAAUCAGAGAUGGCGAAGCGUGUGGCCAAUAUCCUGCGCGUGGUGCUGAGCCUGCAGCAGGGCGACGCGGCGUCCGAGUCCCUCAGCAUCCCGCUCGCCCAGCUGGCGCCGCACAUCACCCGCCUGCCGAUGCCGGAGGACUACACGCUGGAGGAGCUGCGAGGCCUCACUCAGUCGUACCUGAGGCAGCUCAUCGUCAGCCAAUGAGAGCGCGAGAAGAUUUUAGGUGUUUAGGUGUUGAAAUUCAGCUGCUCAGACAUCAUGAAAAGUUUCCCAAAAAGAAAAAGAAGCAAAAAAAAAAAAAAACCUUGAGUCGUGAGUUAAAAUGGAUUCGUCCGGAACUUCUUUGCUUCAGUUCUGGAUGUCGUCUGUUUGAGCUUCGCCGGCGUUUUCAGUUUGUCCAGAAAAAAAAACCAGGCUCACAGCUUCGACAUGUCAUUCCUCAUCUUCUGUGUUUGUGUGUGUUGGAUCGGGGCAGCGUUUCAAAACAAAAUCAACAGUAAACGACAGGAAAUAACUGAAUUUAAACUUAAUAGACCAAACCAGUGACUUCACACCUGACUCUGUUUUAGAGCGGUGGUUCCACAACCGGGGGUCGGAGCUGAGGGGUCACGAGAUGAUUGACAGGACAAGAAAGCAGCCAAAAGUUUUGUUUCACUUUAUUUUAAAUAAAACGAGUUACAGCAGGGCUGAAACUUUAAAAACGACACUGACUCGUCUGAACCUGCAGUGAUGUGUCCGAAACCCAGCAACUCGCUUUACUCGUAUAAAACAAAUCUCUCUCUUUGUAGAAGCUGAAACCAGACAACAUUUGGUAUUUGGGCUUGAAAUGUGAUUAGUUAAUUAUCUGUUAUUAAUUUUCUGUCAAUCGAGUAAGAGACAUCAACCUUUACUGACACUGACUCAAUGAUUCACUCAGUAUCAAAGUAAAACCAAAUAUUAAGACCGUAGGAAACUAAUAGAAACCAAUAGAUGUCUGCAGCAGCAUCGGAUGAAUAUUGGACAAUAUGGAGUAUACAUGAGGUAAAAACAUUGGUUUGACCCUGGUGAGGGACACACGGAAAUCAGAUUUACACUCAGUCAUUUCAGAGUUGUGUUACUGUUGUUUUAUUUUGAAAGGCUACCAAAGAAACAAGCUGAUUUCCUACUUAAACUGAGUUUCCUUCUCCGUAUGUUUGAGUAGCGUCUCUGUAACUGCACCAUCCUGACCGUUAGGAGUUUAUAAAUCUAACAACAAAAUACUCGUCUGACCUCCGACCACAAAGAAAGUCGUCUUCGACUUUUCUUCACUCAAAGAUUUGGUUUUAUUAUUAAAUGGCCGUUAGCUUAGCAUCUGUUCAUCUUGUCAAUAUGUGAAUAAAGACGAUUUAUCUGAACGAGCGGUGAUGUUGGACAAACGGGUUCAAUGUGCACAAAGUUGCUUUUUUUUUUUUGGAGACGACUCAGAGGAAAAUUCAACAUGCAAAGUGUAAAAUGCCUAAUGGUCUAUAUUUUUGUAGAUUUCUUGUUUUUCUGUUUGGUUUGAAUGUAAAUGGAAAGUGUGUGUGCACGUAACCAGAGAUAAACAACAACAAACAAGUAUUUUUUUUCUCUCUCUCUUUUUUUCUUGUAUUAGCACUUCAUGUUUGGUCAUCAGAUUUUUCUAAAGUGAAGAGUUUCCCUCUAAAGCGAGACGCCAACCAGAGAUUUCACUGAGUGUAAUUAUAUAAAUAUUGUAUAUUUUUGGAAAAUCAACCAGGGAAUAUCAGGUCAUUUUUAUCCUUCACCUUUAAUUCUUAAUAAAUUGGAUGCAAAGAGUUUUGGAAUGAAACCCUUCACUUAUUGAUCGAUUGAUUGGUCAUUUUGCUUUUUGUUGUAGACGAACUGUCAGCUUGCCAAGAACAUUUUUGUUUUUUUUCCAAGGUAAUUUUUUUUUCUUCACUCCACAUGAUGUUGGACAGAAACAGUGUGUGUGUAGUUUAAAUGGACGGAUUCUGCUUCGUUUGUGAGUGUGCGAGUGAGUGCAUGUUUACUUAUUUUGUUGAUAAUAUUUUUUAAUAAAGUCAAGUAGAAAUAAA
Lates calcarifer (barramundi perch) is the source of this 7585-nucleotide messenger RNA. It is a transcript of the gene nup98, whose product is annotated as nucleoporin 98 and 96 precursor. Gene Ontology annotation, cellular component: nuclear pore; nuclear pore cytoplasmic filaments. Gene Ontology annotation, biological process: protein import into nucleus; RNA export from nucleus; post-transcriptional tethering of RNA polymerase II gene DNA at nuclear periphery. The record is from RefSeq and is a predicted model, not a curated record. Bases 219 to 5735 code for a protein of 1838 amino acids. The transcript is spliced from 35 exons. Gene Ontology annotation, molecular function: structural constituent of nuclear pore. NCBI's taxonomy places the organism in Eukaryota, Metazoa, Chordata, Actinopteri, Centropomidae.